AUGGAGGAGCAGCGCGAUGGUGAGUCCGGCGGCGAUGCGAUGCGAUGCGAUGCGAUGGCGAAAAGGCCACAUUGCGGCGACAGCGAGGUAAUGGAAGAAAAUAAUAUUGUUGAUGAUUGUGGUUGGAAGUCGAAAGUGGGAAUGCCAUUUGACUCUGAACAAGCUGCAUAUGACUUUUACAAUAUGUAUGGGGGAAAGGUGGGCUUUAGUAUUAGGAAGGCAUAUGCAAACAAGAACAGACAAACGAAGGAGAUAACAUCACGCACGUUUGUAUGUUACAAAGAGGGAAGUCGGGGUAUUGACAAACGAGAUCUACUUGUCAAAAAUCCAAGACAAGAGAUAAGAUGUGGUUGUGGUGCCAGAUUUAGUAUCAAGUUAGAUAGAAUAUCAGGAAAAUAUAUUGCUUGUGAUUUUGUUGAACAUCAUAAUCAUGAUCUUGUGCCUCAAGAUUGCAUUCAUAUCUUGCCAUCCCAAAGAAAAAUAUCUACCACCCAAGCAAUUGAAGUAGAAUUAGCUUCACAGUCUGGAAUUCCUCUUAGGUCUGCUUAUGAGCUAUUUAGUAGGGAAUCUGGUGGAAAAGCAUCACUUGAUUUCACGAAAUUGGACCAAAAAAAUUACUUAAGAUCGAAGAGACAAAAAGAUUUGGAAUAUGGAGAAGCGGUCCAAUUAGAUUGUGAAGAGCAGAUAAGUAAUAUAUUUUGGGCCGAUGCUCAAAUGAUCAUGGACUAUGCUCAGUUUGGUGAUGUAGUGACAUUUGACAUUACUUACAAAUUAAAUAAUGAGCAUAGACCUUUUGGAUCAUUUGUUGGAUUUAAUCAUCAUCGAGAAACAAUUAUAUUCGGUGCAACGUUGAUGUAUGAUGAGACUACUGAAUCUUUUACAUGGUUGUUUCAAAUUUUUCUAGAGGCAAUGUUAAACAAAGCUCCAAAAACUAUUUUCACAGAUCAAGAUGCUGCGAUGUCUAAGGCCAUUCUAAUUGUCAUGCCCGAUACAAACCACCGACUUUGUACGUGGCAUUUGAUGCAAAAUGUUGUCAAGCAUGUAAGUUUUGUUUUUGAUGAUGUAGGGGUCAAGGCUGUGUUUUCAAAAUUUAUGCAUGACAUUGAUGAUGAAGAAGAAUUCCGAAUACAGUGGGACCAAAUGCUUGAUAAGUAUGAUGCAUGUGACAAUCAUUGGUUGGAGCAGACUUUUCACGUGAAGAAGAAAUGGGGAUAG
Molecule: messenger RNA, 1215 nt
Organism: Camellia sinensis
Lineage: Eukaryota; Viridiplantae; Streptophyta; Magnoliopsida; Ericales; Theaceae
Source: RefSeq, a predicted model, not a curated record